AUGUCUGUAGGUGAACCCCUUCUUUUAGGUGGUUAUCUGUGUGGAGGUAGUGAUGGUACUGAUUACUUGGUCUCUGCUUGGGGUCUGGAACAACCCUGUGCAGGGAGUGGGGUGGUUUCUUUUAAUGACCCUUCACGUAAGACUUUAGACACCUCUAAGCGUUCUUCUGGGUUCUACCGUCUCCACCAGGGAAGUUUGGAAGAGGAGGAAAAAAAAGCUUAUGUCAUCUAUUUGAGUCGAUCAUUUCCAAGAUCUAAUUCGAGUUUUUUCUUAUGUAGUGGAAACGCCUUUCAAUCUGAAGUUUUACGCUUAAGGGAAGAAAUGUUCUUGGUGGAUGCAGGACCUGGGACCCCCAGAAUUUGUAUGCAAGAUGAGCCUACAGGAGUGCCAAUCAACCGAGCCGCCAGGUUUGAGAAUAAGGUGGGAUCCCUGGAUCUAGUGGCCGGUGAAUCACUGAUCAAAGAGCAAAUUUUGGAGAGAUUCUUCAUCGAUCUAGUGGCCGGCGAAUCACUGAUCAAAGAGCGAGCUGCCGCCAGGUUUAAUGAUUUGGUGGGAUCCACAGAUGUAGUGGAUGGUGAACCGCUUUUUCUUCUUCCACGAAGAUUCAGACAAAACCGAGCUUUGAUGGAACUGAACAAGAUUUGGCCAACGAAUACAAAAGUCAAAGGCUUUAUUAUUGAGAAAGUUAAAGGAGGUUAUUCAGUAGCCAUCGCGGGUUUCAUUACUUUUCUUCCAUUCAGUCCUCUCAUAAGUCAAAGGAUAUCGAAUGAUCGAUUCAUCAUUGAGAGCAUUAACCCCAAAAGAACGAAUAUUGUGGUGUUCUAAGAGUGGCAGAUCAAACAAGAACUUGAUG
Benincasa hispida (wax gourd) is the source of this 853-nucleotide messenger RNA. The record is from RefSeq and is a predicted model, not a curated record. NCBI's taxonomy places the organism in Eukaryota, Viridiplantae, Streptophyta, Magnoliopsida, Cucurbitales, Cucurbitaceae.